GUCUCAUGUGAGGUGGCUGCCCUACAGCGAAAUGUGGAUGUUAACAAUCUGUGCCGCAAUUCGGGGUCAUGUAGGGACACUGGGAAUACUCAUUACUGUUUGUGCCAGCCUGGUUAUACAGGAAGUUACUGUGAGGAGCAGGUGGACGAAUGCUCUCCCAAUCCAUGCCAGAAUGGAGCUACAUGUACGGACUACCUAGGAGGCUACUCUUGCGAGUGUGUAGCUGGAUAUCAUGGCGUUAACUGCUCAGAAGAGAUCAAUGAAUGCCACUCUCACCCUUGCCAGAAUGGAGGAACUUGUAUUGAUCUUAUCAACACUUACAAGUGCUCCUGUCCCAGAGGAACACAGAGUGUUCAUUGUGAAAUUAACAUAGAUGACUGCAAUCCAUUUUAUGAAGGACCAAACCAUGAGCCUAAAUGUUUCAAUGGGGGCAAAUGCGUUGACCGGGUAGGUGGCUACCACUGUAACUGCCUGCCAGGUUUUGUUGGAGAACGCUGUGAAGGAGAUGUAAAUGAGUGUCUGUCUAACCCUUGUGAUGUCCGUGGAACGCAGAACUGCGUGCAGCUCAUUAAUGAUUACCGAUGUGAAUGCAGGCAGGGGUUCACAGGGAGACGCUGUGAGUCACUGCUUGAUGGUUGCAAAGCGAAACCUUGUAGAAACGGAGGAACCUGUUCUAUCGCCAGUAAUACGGAACGUGGUUUUAUCUGCAAGUGUCCAUCAGGAUUUGAUGGCGCUACUUGUGAAUAUGAUACUCGCAUGUGCGGAAACCUGCAGUGUCUGAAUGGUGGCACCUGUAUAUCUACUAUAAAGAGCCCCAAAUGUUUGUGUGCUGAUGGAUUCACUGGUCUGGGGUGCCAACAUGCAGUCAGCAGUUCUUGUAAUCCAAACUCUUGCUAUAACGGUGGCACAUGCAAGUCCCUUCCCCAGGAGCCGUUUUAUCAGUGUAUCUGUCCCAGGCAUUUUAACGGUCUCUUUUGCCACAUCCUGAACUACGAAUUUGAAGGCGGUCCAGGCCAGGACAUUAUUCCACCCAAAAUCAAUGAGAAGUGCGAGAGCGACUGGUGUGCUGCACAAGCUGGGAACAAGAUCUGCAAUGCUCAGUGCAACAGUAAUGCCUGUGGAUGGGACGGAGGAGACUGCUCACUUGAAUUCAAUGACCCAUGGAAGAACUGCUCGCAGGCACUGCAGUGCUGGAAGUACUUCAACGAUGACAAAUGCGACUCACAGUGCAACAAUGCAGGCUGCCUCUAUGAUGGCUUUGAUUGCCAGAAAAUUGAAGUCCAGUGCAAUCCUCUUUAUGACCAGUACUGCAAAGACCAUUUCCAGGACGGGCACUGUGAUCAAGGCUGCAACAAUGCUGAGUGUGAAUGGGAUGGUUUGGAUUGCGCCAACAACAUGCCUGAAAAACUUGCAGAUGGCACCUUGGUGGUGGUGGUCCUGAUGUCUCCAGAGGAGCUGAAAAACAAUUCCUUUAAUUUCCUCAGAGAGCUGAGUCGGAUUCUGCACACCAAUGUUGUCUUUAAGAAGAAUGAAAACAGCGACUAUAUGAUCUUCCCAUACUAUGGAAACAAGGAGGAGCUUAAGAAACAUCAUAUUAAACGAUCUGUGCCAGAGUGGUCUGAGGCCCCCAGUGCCAUAUUCAGCAGUUUGAAGGAUUCAUUGAUCCCUGGACGGUAUCGGAGGGAAUUGGACCAGCUAGAAGUAAAAGGGUCAAUUGUAUACUUGGAAAUAGAUAAUCGGCAAUGUUUUCAGGCUUCAUCUCAGUGC
Messenger RNA from Staurois parvus, 1767 nucleotides. NCBI's taxonomy places the organism in Eukaryota, Metazoa, Chordata, Amphibia, Anura, Ranidae. The record is from the annotation of a GenBank genome assembly.